UCACUCAGUCAGUCCCAUGACUGCUGAAAGUCUUCACUAAGAAAGACAUCACAUCCCAGACAGAGCACACCAUGGGCGUCCAGGGAUUGACCAGCUUUAUGGAGGAGAAUGGAAACAUUUUAAAAGAUGUUCACCUCAGAAACAGCAAGUUGAUCAUAGAUGGUAGUAAUCUGUUCAACUUGCUUUAUUUUAACUCACGUUUGGAUCAGAGUCAUGGAGGGGAUUAUGAUGCUUUUGAGGACCAGGUCUGCAAGUUCUUUAAGGCUCUGAGAGACUGCGACAUUGACCCCUUUGUGAUUGUAGAUGGGGGCUCCGACUACACCGACAAAAAGUUUGAAACUCUCAAAAAACGAGCUCUAUCAAGGAUCAACACUGCCAACAACUUGUCCAUGGGGCUUCAGGGGAGCGGUGGUAUAUUACCAAUCCUCAUCAAACAUGUCUUCAAACAGGUCCUCAUCAGCCUGAAGGUACCGUACGCACAGUGCAUUUGUGAGGCAGACCAAGAAAUAGCUUCCCUGGCUCGAAGUUGGAACUGUCCAGUGCUGUCCAAUGACAGUGACUUUUAUAUCUUUGACAUCCAGGCAGGAUUUCUGCCUAUCUCCCAUUUUCACUGGCAGAAAGUGUCUAUGCAACGCGGGAGCUCUAUAAGAUACAUUCCCUGCAAGCAGUACACCACAACAAGCUUCUGCAGACACUUCAACAUCAACAGAAAGGUUCUCCCAGUCUUUGCCUCUGUGGCAGGAAAUGACUACAUCAAGUUGCAUAACAUGGGUGUUUCCCUCAGGUGGGAAGAACACUCGUCAAUGAAAGGAAGGUUUGCCCGCUUCGACGGCUUGCUGAAUUGGCUGACCCACUUCCAUGGGCAGAAGGAGGCCUUGGAAUCUGUGCUCAGGCUCAUCAGUCAUAGUAACAACAGACAGAAAAUGGAUGCUGUCCUCCAGGGCCUCCUGGGCAUAGAAGAGUACCAUCUUCCCCCUAGUUGCCUGGAGCGGUUCUUCAAUGAUGGAGUGGGACCAGGACCCGGUCGUCUCCCAGAGCCUCUGAGGGUCCUUCCAGACUGGACCCUGCUGCCGUUGAUGGAAGGUAGACUUCCCUCCUGCAUGGUAGACGUGCUGCUGCUGGGAAGGAUGAUGCAGGGUGCCCAGGUGGAAGAUCCCCGCUUGCCAUGUGGGAACAACACCUCUCGGUCCAUACGACAGGUACUCUACGGGCUGCUGCUGAGUGGGAGGAGGGCAGACCACAGUAGUCAGAGACCCCCAGUGAAUGACGUGGAGGAGUAUUACAGGGAAGGCGAGAGCCUGACCAGCUGCAUGGUUGAAGCUGUCCUGCCCAGUGCUGCAGAACAGAUGCAGCUAGACACUCUGCAUCAGGCUCCAAGGUCAGUGCAGCUUAAGGUGUUUUUGGAGACACUUGGUGUGUCCCUGUCCACUAUGAGCGGUGUCCCGCCUCAUCUGCGUCUUCCUGUGGCUGUCACCUGCUACUGGCUGAGGCACGCCCAUCCCCCUCCAGAACUCCCUGUCCUGCAGGCCCUGCUACUAGGUUUGGUGUACGGAGAGCUCUGCAGACAGAGGAAGAGCCAAAAAGGGUUUAGGGAGGGACCAGUGUUGGAGAGGCUGAGAGGGCUGAUUCAGAGAGGUAGAAGGAGCCUAGACCUGGGUGUGGCCCACGCCUACAGCCAGUGGCAGUGCUGCCUGAAAGAAAGCCUUCACCUCAACCAACUGCUCUGCUUCCCUCUAGCCGAGCCUCAGUGUGCCUGGCUGUACAAGGGCACUCUGGUGCACCAGCUUGUGACCAAACUGAGAGGGGGGUUAACCCCGGAUUCUCUCCUGAUGGGAGGCCCUUGCUCUGGGCAGCUGUAUAGGGCCAUGCUGGGAGCAAUACUCAACUCCCAGGAUGCUGCUGUCAUCCCCUUGGUGUCUGGGCCGCAGAGGGCCACAUCUCCAUCCUUGACACAGCCAUGGGACGAUCUGACGGCCCAUCUACACAUUCUGGCUCUGGAAUAUGAUGAUGAUGAUGAUGGUGCUGGAGGUGGGAGCAAGGCCAAGCCAGAGGACGAUCUGGGUUGGACUUUGGUCUCAGUGCGGAGCAGGCACAAGAGCAAGGACAGAUUCAACCGAUCUAGGAAUCCAGAAUUCUCCCGGAAGCAGGGGCGGAUCGGCUGGGAAUAGGGAGGGACCAUUAUAUAACUGUUUAUAUAGAGACGUUCUGCUCAACUCUUUCAUGUUUUUAAUGUUCUUAUGUGUACUGUCGUUUCUGAAUCAGAAUUAGUUAGGUAACAUUGAUAAAUAAGUUGUUUUAUUUUUUCUCAUAAUAUGCUUCUCUAGGGAAAAGUCACUUGGGGCCCAGAGAGGGGAGAGGUCAGGCUUGUCUUUUACAUGUCUGGUAAUAGGCAGAAUAUCAGAAAGGGAGAAGUCAGGGUUGAACAUUGUCUUCAUAAUGAAUAUAUCUGUGAAACCAUGUGAAGGGCUCCACUAUGUCUGUACUCCAGUCACUCCCUCCUUUUCCCAUUGGGGGGAGGAGUAUGGCAGUGUCUGGAACCAUUGUAUGUCCCCUCUGAUGUUGAAACUUAUCUUUCAUAGCUCCUCAGGGAGCUUGUCCAGGGGUGGCUUGUAUUUGAGAUGGGAGUAUCUAGAAUUGACAAUUGAUAUAUGCCAUUGGCUGAGGUAAUGUUUUGGUAAUAGGAAGUACCAAGAACGAGAAGUAGAACCUCGUCUUAGAGAGCAAAGUGAACAAUAAUUUAUAGCUAAUGCUAUCUGGCUAUGGGAUACUCCUCUUUCAAGUAAAAGGCCCUUUGUGAAGUUCCUAAGAUCUGUGAUUCGUCAUUGUGACUUGAGAGGGGUGUACCGAUGACUGAGUAAUGUUUGUACCGAUGACUGAGUAAUGUUUGUACCGAUGACUGAGUAAUAUUUGUACCGAUGACUGAGUAAUGUUUGUGCCGAUGACUGAGUAAUGUUUGUACUAAUGACUGAGUAAUAUUUGUAGUGAUGACUGAGUAAUGUUUGUACCGAUGACUGAGUAAUGUUUGUACUGAUGACUGAGUAAUGUUUGUACUGAUGACUGAGUAAUGUUUGUACCGAUGACUGAGUAAUGUUUGUACUGAUGACUGAGUCAUGUUUGUACUGAUGACUGAGUAAUGUUUGUACUGAUGACUGAGUCAUGUUUGUACCGAUGACUGAGUAAUGUUUGUACCGAUGACUGAGUAAUGUUUGUACUGAUGACUGAGUAAUGUUUGUACUGAUGACUGAGUAAUGUUUGUACUGAUGACUGAGUAAUGUUUGUACUGAUGACUGAGUAAUGUUUGUACUGAUGACUGAGUAAUGUUUGUACUGAUGACUGAGUAAUGUUUGUACUGAUGACUGAGUAAUGUUUGUACUGAUGACUGAGUAAUGUUUGUACUGAUGACUGAGUAAUGUUUGUACUGAUGACUGAGUCAUGUUUGUACUGAUGACUGAGUCAUGUUUGUACUGAUGACUGAGUAAUGUUUGUACUGAUGACUGAGUCAUGUUUGUACUGAUGACUGAGUAAUGUUUGUACUGAUGACUGAGUAAUGUUUGUACUGAUGACUGAGUAAUGUUUGUACCGAUGACUGAGUAAUGUUUGAAUGGUUUUAGACUAAUCGUUUUGGUUUGACUGCUUUACCAAUGAAAAUGGUUGGCUACUGGCAGCUCAAUGCAGUAUGAACAAAACAAGCUGAACCACAGUUUAAUUGUUUUAUAGGCCGAUAUUAUUGUCACAUGUUUUUUGUUUAGUUUAUCAGAUUAUUUAUUUUGGGGAUGUUAUAAUCAAGGAUACUCAUUUGUUAUUAUUUAGUUUUUGUCACUGAAAACAUCACUGAUGUGUCCCGAGAAAUGUGUAAUAAAUGUAUCAUCAGUCA
Molecule: messenger RNA, 3874 nt
Organism: Oncorhynchus nerka (sockeye salmon)
Lineage: Eukaryota; Metazoa; Chordata; Actinopteri; Salmoniformes; Salmonidae
Gene: aste1a
Product: asteroid homolog 1a
Molecular function (GO): nuclease activity
Source: RefSeq, a predicted model, not a curated record